AUGACAACAAAAACGACCAUUACCUUAUCACCAAUAAAACGUUGUAAUACGUCACCUAAUUUACAAAAACGUCGUAUUACAUCAAUCUUAACACAUCGUAAAUAUCAAACAAAUUUAUCAUUACCUAUAUCAAAUAUGAUUUCCUCGCCAACAACAACAAUUACUGUUAGUUGUGAACGAAAAAAUUUAUCAACAAAUAAUUUACCUGAUCUUGUUAAUGAUAUAUUAAUUGAUCAACAACGACGAGAAACUAUUACUAAUAUUGCACUUACAUUAAGAAAAAUAAGUGAUCAAAUCGACGAACAAAUACAAGUAAUAAUAAAAUCUUAUUGA
Rotaria sp. Silwood1 is the source of this 333-nucleotide messenger RNA. The record is from the annotation of a GenBank genome assembly. NCBI's taxonomy places the organism in Eukaryota, Metazoa, Rotifera, Eurotatoria, Philodinida, Philodinidae.